AUGGCUCAAGGCAACAACAACAAGGCACAUGCCACCAGCAAGGAUAUCAAAGCACUUGUCCACCAUGAUACCGGCCUGGACGAAGCCAUCCACUUCGAACGGUCCCUAACCUUUCUCCAAGCCUGCACCCUCUACCCCUCCGCCAUCUUGUGGUCCGCCUUCGUCUCCAUGGGCGUCAUAAUGCUCGCCUUCGACCCGCAGCUCCUGGGCAACUUGUACGCCAUGCCGCAAUUCCGCAAAGACUUUGGCUAUCUCUAUAAAAAUGACUGCAUCAUCAGCGCGCCCUGGCAAACCGGCCUCUCAAUGGGUAAUCCCGUGGGUCAAGUCGUCGGCGCUUUGAUUGCGGGAUACCCGAUGGAGCGGUUCGGGAGGAAGUGGACUUUUGGGACUUGUGUGGCGCUGACGGCUUGUCUUAUUUUUAUCCAGUUUUUCGCCCGCUCGCUGCAGGUGUUGCUGGUAGGUGAGCUUUUGGGGGGUCUGGUGCUGGGGUGUUAUGCCGUUAUUGCACCUGCUUACUCGUCCGAGGUGUGCCCGAUGGCUCUUAGGGGGGUGUUGACGAGCUAUGUGAACUUGUGCUUUGUUAUUGGUCAGUUGUUGGGGAACGCAGUAUGUGCUGGAACGAGCAAGUUGAGCAAUCAUUGGGCGUAUUCAAUUCCGUUUGCGCUGCAGUGGUUUUGGUGCUUGGUUAUACUAUUGGGGCUGGCGUGGGUGCCGGAAAGUCCGUGGUGGUUGGUACGGAGGGGGAAACUGGAUGAGGCUGAGAUGGUGCUGCGUAGGCUGGCAUCGGACAAGGUUGAUGUGGGAAAGACGUUGACAGUGAUUGUGGAGACGGAUCGGUUGGAGCAGGAGUUGGAGAUGGGGAGUACUUAUUGGGAUUGCUUUAGGGGAGUGAAUCUCCGGAGGACGGAAAUUUCCAUGGGUGUUUAUUGUACCCAGGUCCUGAGUGGGAUUUACCUGAUCAAUUAUGGGACGUAUUUCUUUCAGCUCGCUGGUUUGGACAACGACGAAGCAUUUGACAUGGGAAUUGGAUUUUUAGCCGUCGGCUUCCUCGGCACUAUCAUUUCCUGGCCCCUGUUAAUCCGCUACGGUCGCCGAAAGAUCUACAACACCGGCCUCCUAGUCCUCGUCGUCCUUCAAAUCAUUAUUGGCAUUCUCGACUGCAUUCCUGGCCGGCCCAGUGGCGUUAUUUGGACCGAAUCCUCACUGAUGCUAGUAUGGAACUUCUUCUACGAUAUAUCUGUCGGCCCCGUCUGCUUCGUCAUUAUAUCCGAAGCCAGCGCCACCAGGGUGCGAUCCAAGAGUAUUGCCCUGGCGACUGCCGCUCAAGGCGCUCUUGGCUGUGUGAUGACGGUUGCAAUUCCUUAUAUGAUCAACCCUGAUCAGGCGAACAUGCAGGGGAAAUUGGGUUUCUUCUUUGGGGGUCUUACUGCGAUGUGCCUGGUUUGGUCGUUUCUGAGGGUUCCGGAGACGAGCGGGAGGACGUAUGAAGAAUUGGAUAUUCUAUUUGAGAGGAAGGUUGGAGCAAGGCAGUUUGAAAAAUACGUUAUUGAGAGUGAAGGUGUCGACUGA
Neurospora tetrasperma FGSC 2508 is the source of this 1569-nucleotide messenger RNA. RefSeq lists its product as uncharacterized. Gene Ontology annotation, biological process: transmembrane transport; carbohydrate transport. The transcript is spliced from 2 exons. Bases 1 to 1569 code for a protein of 522 amino acids. Gene Ontology annotation, cellular component: membrane. Gene Ontology annotation, molecular function: carbohydrate:proton symporter activity. NCBI's taxonomy places the organism in Eukaryota, Fungi, Ascomycota, Sordariomycetes, Sordariales, Sordariaceae. The record is from RefSeq and is a predicted model, not a curated record.